GCUUUCCCUCUCAUACACACUCACGCAUACACACUCUCACUUCACGUGUGCACACGCACACUCAGUGGAAGUCAGCCGGCUGCCUCUGAGCCUCACUAGAAGCUUCACAGAGAAGAAAUCCUGGUGACUUUAUCCAUCACCUCUGGAUGUUUGCCUGCCUGCGCUCGUCCGUCUCCAGGACUCCCAUGUCCGCACACUUCCAGAUCCAACGCUGUUUGUUUGGACUCUCUUGCUUUUGUUUGCUGCGACGGCUGUCCCUGUCACCAUGGAGGAGUGUUAAUAUCGGAACUGCCGGCAUUGCUUUUCCCUCCGUUUUCCUUUUCUGGCACUCAAAGAGCAGAAGUGGAUGCCUGGAUUUUUUUUGGUGGCUGCGUGCCGGAGCAGAGUGCUUACCUCAGGAUUUGCAGUCCACUGGGGGGGUAUGAUAAACAGCUGCGAAGGGAGGACGGUUUGCACUGCAGCAUCAGACUGUCAUCUCUUGUUCCACGUUGGGGAUUUUUUCUCGAGGUUGCACAGAUGCACAUAUUUCAGACCCAGAAGCAGCAGCAGCAGCAGCAGCAGCAGCAGCAGAGCCUGGCUGCGUUUUGCAUACACAGAUGGAUUACUGCUACUUUAAGGAUGAGCUCCCUGCCCGCUGAGGGAGAAAAGAUGCUGAUUUAAGAAGAACAGGAGGCAUUUUGGAGCAGAGGACGGGACGAGCAACUUCAGGAUUAAAAAAAGAGACUUGGUUGACGGGAUGACCGCUGCGUUGAGCUGAAACCGUCCCCCUUCUGCUCCCUCCUCCCUCCAGUCCAAACAUGAACUCUUCCUCUGAUGCUAACCAAAGCAGCUCUCCACCGUUCUGCCUGCUGGGCUCCGUGGGAUACUCCCAUAGACUUGAUACCUGUGUGCUGGAGGUGGUCGUCAUCCUCUUCCUCACUGUGCUCAUCAUCGCCGGCAACCUGGUGGUGAUCUUCGUCUUCCACUGCGCCCCACUGCUGCACCACCACACCACCAGCCACUUCAUCCAGACCAUGGCCUAUGCCGACCUGCUGGUGGGCGUCAGCUGCCUGGUGCCCUCGCUGUCCCUCCUCCACUACCUCCGAGGCCUGAAUGAGGAGCUCACCUGUAAGGUGUUUGGCUACAUGGUUUCCGUGCUGAAGAGCGUCUCUAUGGCCUCGCUGGCAUGCAUCAGCGUGGACCGCUACAUUGCCAUCACCCGCCCGCUGUCGUACGCCACGCUGGUGACACCAUGCCGGCUGAGGGUGUGUAUCGUCCUCAUCUGGGUUUACUCCGCUGUGAUCUUUCUGCCCUCGUUCUUCGGCUGGGGGAAGCCGGGUUACCACGGGGACAUAUUUCAGUGGUGUGCAGACUCCUGGAAGACCAACCCAGCGUUCAGCACCUUCAUUGUGGGGCUGCUCUACGCACCAGCAGCUCUCACGGUCUGCUUCACCUAUGGGAGUAUAUUCAGGAUCUGCAGGCAGCACACAAGGGAGAUCACCCAGCGCCACGCCCGCUUUAGCUCACAGACUGAUGCCGAUAAGGGCGAGCGGGGAGAGCGGUGCGAGGGCUGCCCGGACAAACGCUACGCCAUGGUGCUGUUCCGCAUCACCAGCGUCUUCUAUGUGCUGUGGAUGCCGUACAUCCUCUACUUCCUCCUGGAGAGCGCUGGGCUGUAUCACCACAAGGUGGCGUCCUUCCUCACAACAUGGUUGGCCAUUAGCAACAGCUUCUGUAACUGUCUCAUCUACAGCCUCUCCAACAGCGUCUUCCGGAAAGGUCUCUGCCGCCUCUUUAGUCCGUUGUUUACUUCCUGCCUCGGCUGCACAGAUGCCAAGAAGGCUCCAGCUCCAGUCAGCCCGCGACCAGACCCUUGAUGCCAAGGAUGAGCCCUAUUGACGAUGGAUUCGGUUCGCUCACUUUGGAGGAAUCAGCCCUCUAUGUGUGCUUUGCUCUCAGCUGCAUAGCAUGACACAGGUCUUUUUGGUCCAGCAAUGAAGUGUGUUGAGGACCCUCUGCACUGAGCACAGAGAGGUGCCCGUGCAGAUGCCUGUUGUUCGUCUCAAAGGCUGAUUUUGUGGAAAGGGGAGUCUGUGAAAUUCCUUCUGGGUCUUUCUCAAAUGCUCUUCAGUGUGAUGCUGCUCUUUCAUUGCUGCAAGGAUGACAAGCUGGUGACACGGAGUAACGUAAAGUUUAUGCUGAUGAAGACAGUGCACUGUAGGACCAAGAAUCGUGUCAGUUCAGAGGAUUUUAUUAACAGCUCCGCCUGCACUGACUUAAGAACUCCCAGAUGCAAAAAAGGAAAGCACAACACGACUUGUGUUGUGCAAUCCACUGAAAUGCAAAUAAUAUAAUAAUAAUAACAUUUUCAAGCCUGACUGAAAAAUCAGCAAAUUGGUUCUUUCAGGGUAGAAGUAGGUGAUGCAAAAAACAACACUUGAAAGAUACUGCUGAUCUGUUUCCCUUUGGGAAACUCCAGAUUCUAAUGAGUUAGUGUAUAAAUAUUAUUUACCAAAAAAUCAUCUGAUAAUCAGCCUGUGUGUGAGUUAAAAAUGUGCAUCGGAUGGACCUUAAGCUCAUUUCCCAGAAAGAAGAUUGAAGGUUAUUUAGGAGCUCGUGUGUGUUUUAUCAAAAGGAUUCUUCUCUAUUGAAGUUGGGUGUUAGUGGGAAGCUCCAAGUACGUUUACACAGCCUCGGGUUUCACAUGAAAAUGUUGAUUUAAGAAUUAGCUUUACUUUCUAAGAUGGCCGCUGACCUGGGAAGUUUUCCUGCCAGCAGACACUGGCGGAUCCUCGCCAAUAAAUAAGUUGUAUCUAUUUGGAGAGUUUUAUUCUCUGUUUGCGUUUCCUCCUCAGGUUUAUCAGCAGUUAUUUAAGCCUCUGGGCUGUUUGCCUUUGAUCUCAGCUGAAAGAUACAUGAUUUGUAAAUCACAAGACGUAACGCCAUAAGAUAAUCACCUCCUGACUUGUUGUGCGGUCGCUGUCAGUGUUGAUAAUGAAUCUGCUGGGAUCCACACGGCUUUGAUGCAAGGACUAACUUCAUUGUAAUCUGUAAGUUUAUUGCUCGUGUCUCUCUUUUUAGCCCUCAAGCAAGCUGAUAGCUGUUCAAAUCAAUGUAAAGUGGAAGAGAAGUGGUAUUGCCGUGCAUCACAAGCCCGACGUCAGAGUGUAAGAGGGUCAGAGCACUUUUAUGAGAGCUAGUGACAGCUUGUGGCCUUUUUGGCUUCAUGUAAAUACACUUCAGAGUUUAAAUAUUUAAACAGUGGCUAACUGUGCUCUUUGGGGAAUUUUUGGCAGCCCCUGAUGUAGAAGUAGACCGUCAGGAUUACAAAUGAUUUUGUGGAUAAAGUGAUGUUAUGUUUUAUAAGAUAACUUAUUUGUCACAGCCAAGUGAUCUGACAUGCUGCACUAGAGACUGAACCUGUUUAUAUAUAUUUUUUUUUACAGUGUUGGAAAAGUGUUUCUCUAUAUUCUGAAGAAAGACUUGAGACCUUUUGAGAUCUAGAGUUUGGUUUUGAAGUCACAAUGAAAUGGAAUUUCUGAGAGCGUCUUGCUCCUGAAUUUGACUAAUUUGUGGCUGAAAAAGGAGAGGAAACAAAAAAGAAAGAAACUGCAUGGGUGGAUUGAAACACAUUAUAACACUAUAUAUCCAAAGUUUGUCCACAUACGUGUGUACUUUUUGCCUGGGACUGUUUUCAUGGUUUGGGCUCCUGCAUACAAUGGUAUUUUCAAAGGCAAAGGAAAAGGGCAUAUUUGGGACAAAAUCAGAAUUUUGAAGUUUUUCUACUGUUUUAUCUAAAAAAAAAAACCCAAAUAUGCUAUAGAACUGUAAGUUUUUUCUCUAAAUACAGCAUGCGAAACAUGCAGUAUGUACAAAACUGAACAACAGAUGCUGCACUCUGGUGUAAUUUUUUGUGUAUUUAUGUAUUUAGUGGUUUAUUUAAUAGGGUUACAUUGCAGUAAAUGAGCCAGAAUUAGCCCUAAGGCUAAACAACCUGCGGUCCCAUUUCUUGUAAUCUUUGUCACAAAGAAACCACCAACUGAGCAAUGUUGGGCCAUGUUUUAUUUCAUUGUGACUUUAAGAGCAGCUAUUGCUGUAAGGUAAUGAGGAUUAUAGUUUCUGGUUUAUUUACAUUUUCCCCCUAUAGGCACCAGCUACUGUCAGGAGGAUCAUAAGUCCCACUGACUCUGCUGCCCCCAAUAUGUUCUAUUUAUAUAGCAUUUUUCUAUAACAGUAUGUCUUAUGUAUUCAGUAUCUGCUAUAAAAAUGUAAUUUCCUGUAAAGUGCUGACAUGUUUUAUUCCUCCUCCCGAUUUGUUGUGAAAGAUGCUCCACCGACAGACUUAAACUGCAUGAUUCUGGUUCAUUCUGAAUCGAUAGUCCUGUCUCAUGAUGCUACUGAGCGCAAUUUACUGAUUUUACUCCUUGUCUUAGUAUGCUAACUACUGUUGUGCACAGAUAUCUUGUUUUAUGAGGGCCAAGAGUUCCUGUUUGUUCCUGUACAGUUUUUGUCAGAAAACAAGAAUGACCUGCAGAAAACCUUCUGGCACACCUGUGAUCUUUUCGUGUCACUGCUGUCGGGACAAAAUUGAUGCAAAUCUGCAAAAAGUGAAGUUUUGUAAGGAGUUUAAAACAACAACAACAUUUUUCUUUUUAAAGUUAUGGAAACAGAGUUCAUCAAGUUUCAAGAAGUAAAGCAUCAAAGGUCUCAAAGUAUAAAUUACUGUGAACAGUUUUGUGUUAUUUUCUCUCGUCAGCAGUAUGAUGCUGCUCAACAGUGGAAGUUAGUGCAAUACAGCAUGCUGGUUUUCCCCCAAACCACAACAAAUCAAUAAUAGUAGAAGAAAAGUCUGAAUGAAAGGGCUUUUGGUAUCUUUACUCUGGUUGAGCCGUUUGCUAUUCAGCAUGUGAUCUGUACAAGUUACUUUGAAAAUCUCCUGCAGAUCAUUGUAAUUGAAUUGUGUGAUUAAAAUGAAAUAUUCUGA
Micropterus dolomieu (smallmouth bass) is the source of this 4963-nucleotide messenger RNA. RefSeq names its product probable G-protein coupled receptor 21. Bases 798 to 1856 code for a protein of 352 amino acids. The transcript has a single exon. Gene Ontology annotation, molecular function: G protein-coupled receptor activity. The record is from RefSeq and is a predicted model, not a curated record. Gene Ontology annotation, cellular component: membrane. Gene Ontology annotation, biological process: G protein-coupled receptor signaling pathway. NCBI's taxonomy places the organism in Eukaryota, Metazoa, Chordata, Actinopteri, Centrarchiformes, Centrarchidae.